AUGGAUUCUGCUUUAGAAAAAAAUAAGGAAAGAGCUGAUUUAUUAGAAAGAAAUUUAAAUUUUGAUCCUGCACGUCCUAGAUUGAAGAGUCAACAAAAGGGCAGACAUGAGCCUGUAUUAAUCCCAUUAGUUGGGGAAAGAUACACUAAAUACAUGGGCGAUGAUGUUGACAAAGAAUUUUUACAAAGAGGUGAAAGAGAAGUAGUCAAAUAUUGUCAAAGUAUUAAUGGAAGGAUGACUCAGGAUAUGUUUGAGUUAUUUGUAAAUGAAAAUGUCACUAAAGAGACUAUACAACAGCUAUAUCCUUAUGACAAUAAUGGUGAUGUAAGUCGUAAAGUUAUGUAUUUACAUCGAAGAUAUUAUAAAGAUGAAAAUGGGUUGAUCCGCGAUCAACUGAAAGACAAUAGAGUGAUAUUUAAUCCUAUUUACACAUUUGAUAUGAUUAUGGGAUGCCAUCUUUUAAACUCACAUCCAGCUGCUCGACAUGUUCACCAAGGUUUAUGGGAAUUUUAUGCUAAUGUGAGUCGUGACUUGGUCGAGAAGACGGUGCAGUUCUGUACGAAAUGCAAUCCAGAAAAAAAAUUAACGCCACUGGUAAAAGUCAGAUCAUUUAAUGUCCAUAAUGGGUUACUGCCAUUAGAAAGAGUCCAUUUUGAAAUAUUCGAACCAUACCCAGGUGAGUUGAUCGAGGGGAAAUAUAGUCAUGUGCUUUACUGCAGAGAUUAUUAUUCUAGAUUUUUGUGGAUGAUGCCAUUGAAGAGUACUAAGUUUAAAAGAAUUGUUCCAAAAGUAGCUGAAAUGUUAUUACUUUUACCAAGAUUACCUAUAUUUAUUGAAUCAACUUCUCUAAAUUGGCAAGACAUGUUCGAUAUCUUUGAGACUAUUGCAAAGAAGUACUCGUUAGAUAUUGGAUUAGGUACUGGACAAAAGCAUGAAUUGUUUCAUGUAGGAUCACUAAAUCAUACUAGACAAAGGUUUCUUAAACACAAGAAGGAGGGGAUUAAGGAUUGGAAUAUGUUACUUUUAAAAUGUUGUAACCGUCGUAAUUAUCUAUACGAUAUUCAAAUUAGAGGUGUUCCAGCAAAUUUUCUAAGUUGCAACGUUCCUAAUUUGAAGCAGAAAUUUAGAGUCAAGAGAUCUAAUUAUAUGUACAAAGCAACAGGUUCAAAUAUUGUAAAGGUUGGUAAGGGAUGUAUAUAUCUGGAAGUCGAAAAUGAAAAUGAAAACAAUGAGAACGACGAAGGGCAACAGAAUCAAGAAAAUACUACUAGCAAUCUCACAAAUCAAGAUGACGCUUUUGAAAUUAUGAACAGUAUAAGUGAUAGUGAUGAUGAAGUUGUGAUUGCCAAAUACAAAGAUAUGCAAUCGGAAAGAAAUCCUUCAAAAGCCAUGAAACAAAAAAUAGUAAUUGCCAAAUCUUCAGAUGACGUUACAAAUACAAUCAUUAACGAGAAAAUUGAUAACACCCGAGAUAUGGAAGAUAUCAAUGGUGAUACUCUUACCACCUCUAUUGAAACAUUGCAAAGAACUAAUAAUGGACUUAAUUUAGAACAAUUACCACAGAGUACUCAAGAAAUGGAACCUGUAUCCAGGAUAACAGACGAAUCAUGUGAAAUAGUAGAUUCUUCUACUGCAUAUAUUCAAAAUCCAUCUUCUGAUAGACGUUCAAGAGACAUAGAUGAUGAAGAGGAUGAACCUACAAAAAAGAAAGCUCAUCUUUUUGUCGUUGGAGAUGAAGAGUCGAAUAUAUCAAGAGAACUGUAA
Arxiozyma heterogenica is the source of this 1764-nucleotide messenger RNA. RefSeq names its product replication fork barrier binding protein FOB1 (gene FOB1). Bases 1 to 1764 code for a protein of 587 amino acids. NCBI's taxonomy places the organism in Eukaryota, Fungi, Ascomycota, Saccharomycetes, Saccharomycetales, Saccharomycetaceae. The transcript has a single exon. The record is from RefSeq and is a predicted model, not a curated record.